AUGCCCUCCACCUUAGGGGUGGAAAGCGCUUCUCCUUUCCUUUCUAAUUUCCAUCUUCUUCGCGCUCUCCUUGGAAUUCUAGAUACAAUACGCAAGGAGAUAAGCCCUAACGAGAGGGCCCGAAGGCUUCAGAAAAAGGGGUUUAACCCUGAUAAAAGCUCUCGGGGUCAAGAAAGGGUAUGGAGUGAAUUACAACCCAGCACAAAGCGCAGCUAUGAAAGCGCCAGAAGAAUUUGGAUAGAGUACUGCCACAGCAACGGUGCUAAGGAUGAAGACAUAUUUAACCAGGAAACUAUGAAACAUUCCAUACAGACAAUCACAAUCCUUGAUAUCACACUGAAGCGACAGGCUAGAGACAAAGCGGCGCCGCUUAUUUUCCCUGUUUUUCACUAUGACUGGCUUAGGGACCAUUUCGGCACACAGAGGAAAAGCCGUGAGCUCUGGAGUAUAGUCGUCAGAGAAAAUCAAAUUGCUAGCUUUGAAGAACUCUGCGGGUGCUUCCGCAAGGGCAUAUACCUUGUUCAACUUUAA
Molecule: messenger RNA, 531 nt
Organism: Trichophyton rubrum CBS 118892
Lineage: Eukaryota; Fungi; Ascomycota; Eurotiomycetes; Onygenales; Arthrodermataceae
Exons: 4
Coding region: 1-531 (176 amino acids)
Source: RefSeq, a predicted model, not a curated record